Messenger RNA from Sceloporus undulatus (fence lizard), 623 nucleotides. Its product is annotated as cytochrome c oxidase assembly protein COX14. Gene Ontology annotation, biological process: mitochondrial respiratory chain complex IV assembly. The record is from RefSeq and is a predicted model, not a curated record. Gene Ontology annotation, cellular component: mitochondrion. The transcript is spliced from 3 exons. Lineage: Eukaryota; Metazoa; Chordata; Lepidosauria; Squamata; Phrynosomatidae. Bases 232 to 408 code for a protein of 58 amino acids.
AGAACCACUGCUCUAUUCUGUUCUAUCCAGGAAGAGGAAUCCUUGAACACGGCCCCCACCUGACCCGGAAGUCCCUCUGCCCAGCAGGAAGAACCGGAAGCGGAAAGAGGCAGCCAAGGGAUCUUACAGAAGGGGAAGGAGAGGGCCAUCCUCCCAGGUGUUUUAACUGAUGUGGUGCAUCUGAUCACUGCUCUUGUUUCCCGCCUCGAUCCAUAGAGACAGGCAGCAAUAAUGGUUUCUGCAAAGCAACUGGCUGACUUUGGCUAUAAGACCUUCUCAGGCUCCAUGAUGCUCCUUACACUGUAUGGUGGCUACCUCUGUAGUGUCAGAGCAUAUCGCUAUUUCCAAAACCAGAGUAAAAUAAAGCAGCUUGAGCAGCAGGAGAUAACAUCUACAGUUAAGGACUGAACACUGCCUCCCAACAUAUGACCAUAUGAUCCUUACUGAACAUGAGAUUGCUGUGUUUCAACAGACAUUUCUACCAAUUUUGGGAAUUUUGGUCAUAAUAGGCAUUUCAAGCUGUGAAAAGAAGACAAAAACAGGUCCACAGCUAUGUAGUUAUUACAUUUUGUUUAGUUUCUCUCCUUUCUGUAAAUAAAAGCCGAGAACUUCUAAGUAUAAAA